This is a messenger RNA of Limulus polyphemus (Atlantic horseshoe crab), 2027 nucleotides long. RefSeq names its product large neutral amino acids transporter small subunit 2-like. Gene Ontology annotation, cellular component: membrane. The record is from RefSeq and is a predicted model, not a curated record. Gene Ontology annotation, molecular function: L-amino acid transmembrane transporter activity. The transcript is spliced from 4 exons. Gene Ontology annotation, biological process: amino acid transmembrane transport. NCBI's taxonomy places the organism in Eukaryota, Metazoa, Arthropoda, Merostomata, Xiphosura, Limulidae. Bases 442 to 1017 code for a protein of 191 amino acids.
AUAACGCUGAGAACGCUAACCACGCAUGCGUCAUUAAAGAAAUAAUUGAAUCUGAAAUAUUAUAGGCUUGAAAGUUAUUAUGAAUUAUUAAAAAGUAAACAAAACAAACUAGGCCUAUUCUUACAGUUAGUAUAGUCGGUACUUUAUAGGGUCGUAGAACACGCUUGUUAGGCUUAAACUUACAUUGGUACUUUAUAGGGUCGUAGAACAUGCUUGUUAGGCUUAAACUUACAUUGGUACUUUAUAGGGUCGUAGAACACGCUUGUUAGGCUUAAACUUACAUUGGUACUUUAUAGGGUCGAAGAACAUGCUUGUUAGGCGUAAACUUACUGGGCAAAGUCAGCGGCAAAAACAUUGAACUGCAAAGUUUUGUGAUUUAUUUUUAGUUUUUACACUAGUGGUUAACGUUCCUGUUUUUGUUCUCAGACGUUUGCAAGUAAGAUGUUUGGAGUUAUGGCUUGGAUCAUGCCGAUUUUUGUAGGAUUAUCAGUGUUUGGUGGCGUCAAUGGCCUUCUCUUUACUUCAAAAAGACUCUUUUACGUUGGCGCUCAAGAGGGCCAUCUACCGAUAUUAUUUGGAAUGAUUCACUACAAGAGGUGUACACCAACGCCAUCACUUAUAUUUACGUGUGCGCUUUCUCUGGUGAUGUUGACAACUAGCGACAUUUACACUUUAAUUAACUACUUCAGCUUUAUCCAAUGGCUGUGGGUAGGCGUGGCCAUCUUGGGAAUGAUGUAUCUCCGUUGGAAAAAGCCCGAUAUGUCUCGACCAAUCAAAGUUUCCCUAGCGUUUCCAGUUUCGUUUUUCCUGUGUUGCGUAUUUCUCACCGUAAUACCCAUAUAUGCUCAGCCGGUGGAGACCGGGAUAGGCCUAUUGAUCGUUCUGUCAGGUGUUCCAGUUUACCUUGCUCUAAUUAAGAACAAGAAGAUAUCUCCUGCUGUCUCUUCCAUAUCAGCGAAGAUAACAACGGAAUUGCAGAAAAUUUUAGAGGUUAUGACUCCGGAAAAAGAAGAAUAAUUUCUGACUAAUUGAAUCUCGGCGUUAGGGAUUAUGACCCCGUUCCAAAAGAAGUAGAAGACCCAUUUCUGGGUAACUGAAUAUCAACAACAAAAGUUAUUGAUUUCUUUCAAGUUCGUGUUCUUGGGUGUUAUUCUCAAUUGGCCCACCUUGUAGAUUACCAAAUAAAAUAAAAAAACUCUAAAGGUAGAAUAUUCCACCAGGUGGCACUUUGCAUAUUGCAUGGGAUAUGCAUUAUCAUGAAUAUUGUUUACUUAAUGUAUGUCCAGUUAUAUAAAUUAAUAAUUUUGGCGAAAAAUGGUUUGAUGUAUAAUUUUUUUUUAUCUUAACCCUUGACAAUUAGCACCUGUACAGCUGUGUUGUUUCGUAUUAACAUAAGAGUAUAAAUAAAAAAUUAGAAAAGAAAUUACAACAACCGUGAGGAACUGCAAGGGUUACGAAACUUUUGGAGAAGUUGAUAUUUUCGUAGUGUUAAAUAUUAAGGGACAUCAUUGUCGUACCAUUCUACGAAAAGAAAGAAAUCCGUAAUCCAGCAAUAAUUCUUCAAUCAUUAAUUUUUUUCUUAUUAAAUAUAUAUAUAUAUAUAUAUUGGAUACACAAGAUACCCGCAUUCUUUUUUUAAGCCGUUUCAUGAUGUAAGAUUUUUAACGCUUUUAUUCUAUAGAUGGAGCUGUUUCACUUGCAUAUUUUAUGUUAGUCCAUUUUUGCUGGAGAAAGAUUGUUUUCCUUAUAAAGCAAAGCCAAACAAAACAUUUCCAUGCAUAUUUAUUUAGAACUGAUUUGGGAAAGUUUAUUUUUUUUAUAUUCAAACCAUAUUGCUUUUUUUAACUUUGUUCCAAAUUUAUUCGCACGCCAAAUAUACGUUCUUUUUCGCUUUAUGUGAUUGGUUGGUUGGUGAUUACAUAUUAUUUAAUUAUUAUAAACGUACAACAUAACACUAUUAGUCUCUUUUUUUGUUGUUAUACACUCGUUAUUUGUUGUUUUUUUUUGUGAUUUUGAGUUCAUAAUUA